Closterium sp. NIES-65 is the source of this 16150-nucleotide messenger RNA. NCBI's taxonomy places the organism in Eukaryota, Viridiplantae, Streptophyta, Zygnematophyceae, Desmidiales, Closteriaceae. The record is from the annotation of a GenBank genome assembly.
AGGUGGACGUGGACGUGGACGUGGACGUGGACGUGGACGUGGACGUGGACACGUGGACGUGGACGUGGACGUGGACGUGGUCGUGGACGUGGACGUGGACGUGGACGUGGACGUGGACGUGGACGUGGACGUGGUCGUGGACGUGGACGUGGACGUGGACGUGGACGUGGACGUGGACGUGGACCUGGACGUGGACGUGGACGUGGACGUGGACGUGGACGUGGACCUGGACGUGGACGUCGACGUGGACGUGGACGUGUACGUGGACGUGGUUGUGGACGUGGACAUGGACGUGGACGUGGACGUGGACGUGGACCUGGACGUGGACGUGGACGUGGACGUAGACGUGGACGUGGACGUGGACGUGGACGUGGACGUGGUCGUGGAGGUGGACGUGGACGUGGACGUGGACGUGGACGUGGACGUGGACAUGGACGUGGACGUGGACCUGGACGUGGACGUGGACCUGGACGUGGACCUGGACGUGGACGUGGACCUGGACACGUGGACGUGGACGUGGACAUGGUCGUGGAGGUGGUCGUGGACGUGGACGUGGACGUGGACGUGGACGUGGACGUGGACACGUGGACGUGGACGUGGACGUGGACACGUGGACGUGGACGUGGACGUGGACGUGGACGUGGACGUGGACGUGGACGUGGACGUGGUCGUGGACGUGGACGUGGACGUGGACGUGGUCGUGGACGUGGACGUGGACGUGGACGUGGACGUGGACCUGGACGUGGACGUGGACGUGGACCUGGACCUGGACGUGGACGUGGACGUGGACGUGGACGUGGACAUGGACGUGGACGUGGACGUGGACGUGGACGUGGACAUGGUCGUGGACGUGGACAUGGACGUGGACGUGGACGUGGACGUGGACGUGGACGUGGACCUGGACGUGGACGUGGACGUGGACGUGGACCUGGACGUGGACGUGGACGUGGACGUGGACGUGGACCUGGACGUGGACGUGGACGUGGACGUGGACGUGGUCGUGGAGGUGGACGUGGACGUGGACGUGGACGUGGACGUGGACCUGGACGUGGACGUGGACGUGGACGUGGACGUGGACGUGGACGUGGACCUGGACGUGGACGUGGACGUGGACGUGGACGUGGACGUGGUCGUGGAGGUGGACGUGGACGUGGACGUGGACGUGGACGUGGACGUGGACCUGGACCUGGACAUGGACGUGGACGUGGACGUGGACGUGGACGUGGACAUGGUCGUGGACGUGGACAUGGACGUGGACGUGGACGUGGACGUGGACGUGGACGUGGACCUGGACGUGGACGUGGACGUGGACGUGGACGUGGACGUGGUCGUGGAGGUGGACGUGGACGUGGACGUGGACGUGGACGUGGACGAGGACGUGGACGUGGUCGUGGACGUGGACGUGGACGUGGACGUGGACGUGGACGUGGACCUGGACGUGGACGUGGACGUGGACGUGGACGUGGACGUAGACGUGGACGUGGACAUGAACGUGGACGUGGACGUGGACGUGGACGUGGACGUGGACGUGGUCGUGGACUUGGACAUGGUCGUGGACGUGGUCGUGGACGUGGACAUGGUCGUGGACGUGGACGUGGACGUGGACGUGGACGUGGACGUGGACAUGGACGUGGACGUGGACGUGGACGUGGACAUGGACCUGGAGGUGGACGUGGACAUGGACAUGGACGUGGACGUGGACGUGGAGGUGGACGUGGACGUGGACGUGAACGUGGACGUGGACGUGGACGUGAACGUGGACGUGGACGUGGACGUGGUCGUGGACGUGGACGUGGACGUGGACGUGAACGUGGACGUGGACAUGGACGUAGACGUGGACGAGGACGUGGACGUGGACGUGGACGUGGACGUGGUCGUGGACGUGGACGUGGACGUUGACGUGGACGUGGACUUGGACGUGGACGUGGACGUGGACGUGGACGUGGACGUGGACUUGGACGUGGACGUGGACGUGGACGUGGACGUUGACUUGGACGUGGACGUGGACGUGGACGUGGACGUGGACGUGGUCGUGGACGUGGACGUGGACGUGGACGUGGACGUGGACGUGGACAUGGACGUGGACGUGGACGUGGACGUGGACGUGGACAUGGUCGUGGACGUGAACCGGGACGUGGACGUGGACGUGGACGUGGACGUGGACCUGGACGUGGACGUGGACGUGGACGUGGACGUGGACUUGGACGUGGACGUGGACCGGGACGUGGACGUGGACGUGGACGUGGUCGUGGAGGUGGACGUGGACGUGGACGUGGACGUGGACGUGGACCUGGACGUGGACCUGGACGUGGACCUGGACGUGGACGUGGACGUGGUCGUGGAGGUGGACGUGGACGUGGACGUGGACGUGGACCUGGACGUGGACCUGGACGUGGACGUGGACGUGGACGUGGACUUGGACGUGGACGUGGACGUGGACGUGGACAUGGUGGACGUGGACGUGGACGUGGACGUGGACAUGGUCGUGGAGGUGGACGUGGACGUGGACGUGGACGUGGACGUGGACGUGGACGUGGAGGUGGACGUGGACGUGGACGUGGACGUGGACCUGGACGUGGACGUGGACGUGGACGUGGACGUGGACGUGGACGUGGACUUGGACGUGGACGUGGACGUGGACUUGGACGUGGACGUGGACGUGGACGUGGACAUGGACGUGGACGUGGACGUGGACGUGGACAUGGUCGUGGAGGUGGACGUGGACGUGGACGUGGACGUGGACGUGGACGUGGACGUGGACGUGGACGUGGACGUGGACGUGGACGUGGACCUGGACGUGGACCUGGACGUGGACCUGGACGUGGACCUGGACGUGGACGUGGACGUGGACGUGGACGUGGAGGUGGACGUGGACGUGGACGUGGACGUGGACGUGGACGUGGACGUGGACUUGGACGUGGACGUGGACGUGGACGUGAACAUGGAGGUGGACGUGGACGUGGACGUGGUCGUGGAGGUGGACGUGGAGGUGGACGUGGAGGUGGACGUGUACGUCGACGUGUACGUGGACGUGGACGUGGACGUGGACGUGGAUGACGUGGACGAGGACGUGGACAUGGACAUGGACGUGGACAUGGACCUGGACGUGGACGUGGACGUGAACAUGGACCUGGACGUGGACGUGGACAUGGACAUGGACGUGGACGUGGACGUGGACAUGGACGUGGACGUGGACGUGGACGUGGACGUGGUCGUGGACGUGGACGUGGACAUGGACGUGGACGUGGACGUGGACGUGGACGUGGACGUGGACAUGGACGUGGACGUGGACAUGGACGUGGACGUGGACGUGAACGUGGACGUGGACGUGAACGUGGACGUGGACCUGGACAUGGACGUGGACGUGGACGUGGACGUGGUCGUGGACGUGGGCGUGGACGUGGACGUGGACGUGGUCGUGGACGUGGACGUGGACGUGGACUUGGACGUAGACGUGGACGUAGACGUGGACUUGGACAUUGUCGUGGACGUGGUCGUGGACGUGGACAUGGUCGUGGACGUGGACGUGGACGUGGACGUGGACGUGGACGUGGACGUGGACAUGGACGUGGACGUGGACGUGGACGUGGUCGUGGACGUGGACGUGAACGUAGACGUGGACGUGGUCGUGGACGUGGACGUAGACGUGGACGUGGACGUGGUCGUGGACGUGGACAUGGACGUGGACGUGGACGUGAACGUGGACGUGGACGUGGACGUGGACAUGGACGUGGACGUGGACAUGGACGUGGACGUGGACGAGAACGUGGACGUGGACAUGGACGUGGACCUGGACGUGGACGUGGUCGUGGACGUGGUCGUGGACGUGGACGUGGACGUGGACGUGGUCGUGGACGUGGACGUGGACGUGGACUUGGACGUGGACGUAGACGUGGACUUGGACAUGGUCGUGGACGUGGUCGUGGACGUGAACAUGGUCGUGGACGUGGACGUCGACGUGGACUUGGACGUGGACGUGGACGUGGACGUGGACGUGGACUUGGACGUGGACGUGGACGUGGACGUGGACAUGGUCGUGGACGUGGACGUGGACGUGGACGUGGACGUGGACGUGGACGUGGACGUGGACCUGGUCGUGGACGUGGACAUGGACGUGGACGUGGACGUGGACGUGGACGUGGACGUGGACCUGGACGUGGACGUGGACGUGGACGUGGACGUGGACGUGGACGUGGACGUGGUCGUGGAGGUGGACGUGGACUUGGACGUGGACGUGGACCUGGACGUGGACGUGGACAUGGACGUGGACGUGGACGUGGACGUGGACGUGGACGUGGACGUGGACAUGGACGUGGACGUGGACGUGGACGUGGACGUGGACGUGGACGUGGACAUGGUCGUGGACGUGGACGUGGACGUGGUCGUGGACGUGGACGUGGACCUGGACGUGGACGUGGACGUGGAGGUGGACGUGGACGUGGACCUGGACGUGGACGUGGACGUGGACGUGGACGUGGUCGUGGAGGUGGACGUGGACGUGGACGUGGACGUGGACUUGGACCUGGACGUGGACGUGGACGUGGACGUGGACGUGGACGUGGACAUGGUCGUGGAGGUGGACGUGGACGUGGACGUGGACGUGGACGUGGACGUGGACGUGGACACGUGGACGUGGACGUGGACGUGGUGGUCGUGGACGUGGACGUGGACGUGGACGUGGACACGUGGACGUGGACGUGGACGUGGACGUGGACACGUGGACGUGGACGUGGACGUGGACGUGGACGUGGACGUGGACGUGGUCGUGGACGUGGACGUGGACGUGGACGUGGUCGUGGACGUGGACGUGGACGUGGACGUGGACCUGGACCUGGACCUGGACGUGGACGUGGACGUGGACCUGGACCUGGACGUGGACGUGGACGUGGACGUGGACAUGGACGUGGACGUGGACGUGGACGUGGACGUGGACAUGGUCGUGGACGUGGACAUGGACGUGGACGUGGACGUGGACGUGGACGUGGACGUGGACCUGGACGUGGACGUGGACGUGGACCUGGACCUGGACGUGGACGUGGACGUGGACGUGGACGUGGACCUGGACGUGGACGUGGACGUGGACGUGGACGUGGUCGUGGAGGUGGACGUGGACGUGGACGUGGACGUGGACCUGGACCUAGACGUGGACGUGGACGUGGACGUGGACGUGGACGUGGACGUGGACCUGGACGUGGACGUGGACGUGGACGUGGACGUGGACGUGGACGUGGUCGUGGAGGUGGACGUGGACGUGGACGUGGACGUGGACGUGGACCUGGACCUGGACGUGGACCUGGACGUGGACGUGGACGUGGACGUGGACUUGGACGUGGACGUGGACGUGGACGUGGACGUGGACGUGGACGUGGACAUGGUCGUGGAGGGACGUGGACGUGGACGUGGACGUGGACGUGGACGUGGACGUGGACACGUGGACGUGGACGUGGACGUGGACGUGGACGUGGUCGUGGAGGUGGACGUGGACGUGGACGUGGACGUGGACGUGGACUUGGACGUAGACGUGGACGUGGACGUGGACAUGGACGUGGACGUGGACGUGGACGUGGACGUGGACAUGGUCGUCGUGGACGUGGACGUGGACGUGGACGUGGUCGUGGACGUGGACGUGGACGUGGACGUGGACCUGGACGUGGACGUGGACGUGGACGUGGACCUGGACGUGGACGUGGACGUGGACGUGGACGUGGACGUGGACGUGGACGUGGACGUGGACAUGGACGUGGACGUGGACGUGGACGUGGACAUGGUCGUGGACGUGGACAUGGACGUGGACGUGGACGUGGACGUGGACGUGGACCUGGACGUGGACGUGGACGUGGACGUGGACGUGGACCUGGACGUGGACGUGGACGUGGACGUGGACGUGGACGUGGUCGUGGAGGUGGACGUGGACGUGGACGUGGACGUGGACGUGGACGUGGACGUGGACGUGGACGUGGACGUGGACUUGGACGUAGACGUGGACGUGGACGUGGACAUGGACGUGGACGUGGACGUGGACGUGGACAUGGUCGUGGAGGUGGACGUGGACGUGGACGUGGACGUGGACGUGGUCGUGGAGGUCGUGGACGUGGACGUGGACGUGGACGUGGUCGUGGACGUGGACGUGGACGUGGACGUGGACCUGGACGUGGACGUGGACGUGGACGUGGACCUGGACGUGGACGUGGACGUGGACGUGGACGUGGACGUGGACGUGGACGUGGACGUGGACAUGGACGUGGACGUGGACGUGGACGUGGACAUGGUCGUGGACGUGGACAUGGACGUGGACGUGGACGUGGACGUGGACGUGGACCUGGACGUGGACGUGGACGUGGACGUGGACGUGGACCUGGACGUGGACGUGGACGUGGACGUGGACGUGGACGUGGUCGUGGAGGUGGACGUGGACGUGGACGUGGACGUGGACGUGGACGUGGACGUGGACGUGGACGUGGACGUGGACUUGGACGUAGACGUGGACGUGGACGUGGACAUGGACGUGGACGUGGACGUGGACGUGGACAUGGUCGUGGAGGUGGACGUGGACGUGGACGUGGACGUGGACGUGGUCGUGGAGGACGUGGACGUGGACCUGGACGUGGACGUGGACCUGGACGUGGACGUGGACGUGGACGUGGACGUGGACGUGGUUGUGGACGUGGACGUGGACGAGGACGUGGACGUGGUCGUGGACGUGGACGUGGACGUGGACCUGGACGUGGACGUGGACCUGGACGUGGACGUGGACGUGGACGUGGACGUGGACGUGGACAUGGACGUGGACAUGAACGUGGACGUGGACAUGGACGUGGACGUGGACGUGGACGUGGACGUGGUCGUGGACUUGGACAUGGUCGUGGACGUGGUCGUGGACGUGGACAUGGUCGUGGACGUGGAUGUGGACGUGGACGUGGACGUGGACGUGGACAUGGACGUGGACGUGGACGUGGACGUGGACAUGGACCUGGAGGUGGACGUAAACAUGGACAUGGACGUGGACGUGGACGUGGAGGUGGACGUGGACGUGGACGUGAACGUGGACGUGGACGUGGACGUGAACGUGGACGUGGACGUGGACGUGGUCGUGGAAGUGGACGUGGACGUGGACGUGAACGUGGACGUGGACAUGGACGUGGACGUGGACGAGGACGUGGACGUGGACGUGGACGUGGACGUGGUCGUGGACGUGGACGUGGACGUGGACGUGGACGUGGACUUGGACGUGGACGUGGACGUGGACGUGGACGUGGACGUGGACUUGGACGUGGACGUGGACGUAGACGUGGACUUGGACAUGGACCUGGACGUGGACGUGGACGUGGACGUGGACGUGGACCUGGACGUGGACGUGGACGUGGACGUGGACGUGGACCUGGACGAGGACGUGGACAUGGUCGUGGACGUGGACGUGGACGUGGACGUGGACUUGGACGUGGACGUGGACCUGGACGUGGACGUGGACAUGGACGUGGACGUGGACAUGGACAUGGACGUGGACGUGGACGUGGACAUGGACGUGGACAUGAACGUGGACGUGGACAUGGACGUGGACGUGGACGUGGACGUGGACGUGGACGUGGACGUGGACGUGGAUGUGGACAUGGACGUGGACGUGGACGUGGACGUGGACGUGGACAUGGUCGUGGACGUGGACAUGGACGUGGACGUGGACGUGGACGUGGACGUGGACCUGGACGUGGACGUGGACGUGGACGUGGACGUGGACCUGGACGUGGACGUGGACGUGGACGUGGACGUGGACGUGGUCGUGGAGGUGGACGUGGACGUGGACGUGGACGUGGACGUGGACGUGGACGUGGACUUGGACGUAGACGUGGACGUGGACGUGGACAUGGACGUGGACGUGGACGUGGACGUGGACAUGGUCGUGGAGGUGGACGUGGACGUGGACGUGGACGUGGACGUGGACGUGGACGUGGACGACGUGGACGUGGACCUGGACGUGGACGUGGACCUGGACGUGGACGUGGACGUGGACGUGGACGUGGACGUGGACGUGGUUGUGGACGUGGACGUGGACGAGGACGUGGACGUGGUCGUGGACGUGGACGUGGACGUGGACCUGGACGUGGACGUGGACCUGGACGUGGACGUGGACGUGGACGUGGACGUGGACGUGGACAUGGACGUGGACAUGAACGUGGACGUGGACAUGGACGUGGACGUGGACGUGGACGUGGACGUGGUCGUGGACUUGGACAUGGUCGUGGACGUGGUCGUGGACGUGGACAUGGUCGUGGACGUGGACGUGGACGUGGACGUGGACGUGGACGUGGACGUGGACAUGGACGUGGACGUGGACGUGGACGUGGACAUGGACCUGGAGGUGGACGUGGACAUGGACAUGGACGUGGACGUGGACGUGGAGGUGGACGUGGACGUGGACGUGAACGUGGACGUGGACGUGGACGUGAACGUGGACGUGGACGUGGACGUGGUCGUGGACGUGGACGUGGACGUGGACGUGAACGUGGACGUGGACAUGGACGUGGACGUGGACGAGAACGUGGACGUGGACGUGGACGUGGACGUGGUCGUGGACGUGGACGUGGUCGUGGACGUGGACGUGGACGUGGACGUGGACUUGGACGUGGACGUGGACGUGGACGUGGACUUGGACGUGGACGUGGACGUAGACGUGGACUUGGACAUGGACGUGGACGUGGACCUGGACGUGGACGUGGACGUGGACGUGGACGUGGACCUGGACGUGGACGUGGACGUGGACGUGGACGUGGACGUGGACGUGGACCUGGACGUGGACGUGGACGUGGACGUGGACGUGGACCUGGACGUGGACGUGGACGUGGACGUGGACGUGUACGUGGACGUGGUUGUGGAUGUGGACAUGGACGUGGACGUGGACGUGGACGUGGACCUGGACGUGGACGUGGACGUGGACGUAGACGUGGACGUGGACGUGGACGUGGACGUGGACGUGGUCGUGGAGGUGGACGUGGACGUGGACGUGGACGUGGACGUGGACGUGGACGUGGACCUGGACGUGGACGUGGACCUGGACGUGGACCUGGACGUGGACGUGGACCUGGACGUGGACUUGGACGUGGACGUGGACUUGGACGUGGACGUGGACGUGGACGUGGACCUCGACGUGGACGUGGACGUGGACAUGGUCGUGGAGGUGGUCGUGGACGUGGACGUGGUGGACGUGGACGUGGACGUGGACGUGGACACGUGGACGUGGAGACGUGGACGUGGACACGUGGACGUGGACGUGGACGUGGACGUGGACGUGGACGUGGACGUGGACGUGGUCGUGGACGUGGACGUGGACGUGGACGUGGUCGUGGACGUGGACGUGGACGUGGACGUGGACGUGGACGUGGACGUGGACGUGGACGUGGACGUGGACGUGGACGUGGACCUGGACGUGGACGUGGACGUGGACGUGGACGUGGACGUGGACGUGGACAUGGACGUGGACGUGGACGUGGACAUGGUCGUGGACGUGGACAUGGACGUGGACGUGGACGUGGACGUGGACGUGGACCUGGACGUGGACGUGGACGUGGACGUGGACGUGGACCUGGACGUGGACGUGGACGUGGACGUGGACGUGGACCUGGACGUGGACGUGGACGUGGACGUGGACGUGGUCGUGGAGGUGGACGUGGACGUGGACGUGGACGUGGACGUGGACCUGGACGUGGACCUGGACGUGGACGUGGACGUGGACUUGGACGUAGACGUGGACGUGGACGUGGACAUGGACGUGGACGUGGACGUGGACGUGGACGUCGACAUGGUCGUGGAGGUGGACGUGGACGUGGACGUGGACGUGGACGUGGACGUGGACGUGGACACACGUGGACGUGGACGUGGACAUGGACGUGGACGUGGACGUGGACGUGGACGUGGACAUGGUCGUGGAGGUGGACGUGGACGUGGACGUGGACGUGGACGUGGACACGUUGACGUGGACGUGGACGUGGACGUGGUCGUGGACGUGGACGUGGACGUGGACGUGGACGUGGACGUGGACGUGAACGUGGACGUGGACGUGGACGUGGACGUGGACGUGGACGUGGACGUCGACGUGGACGUGGACGUCGACAUGGACGUGGACGUGGACAUGGACGUGGACGAGGACGUGGACGUGGACCUGGACGUGGACGUGGACCUGGACGUGGACGUGGACGUGGACGUGGACGUGGACGUGGUUGUGGACGUGGACGUGGACGAGGACGUGGACGUGGUCGUGGACGUGGACGUGGAUGUGGACGUGGACCUGGACGUGGACGUGGACCUGGACGUGGACGUGGACAUGGACGUGGACGUGGACAUGGACAUGGACGUGGACGUGGACGUGGACAUGGACGUGGACAUGAACGUGGACGUGGACAUGGACGUGGACGUGGACGUGGACGUGGACGUGGACGUGGACGUGGACGUGGACAUGGACGUGGACGUGGACGUGGACGUGGACGUGGACAUGGUCGUGGACGUGGACAUGGACGUGGACGUGGACGUGGACGUGGACGUGGACCUGGACGUGGACGUGGACGUGGACGUGGACGUGGACCUGGACGUGGACGUGGACGUGGACGUGGACGUGGUCGUGGACGUGGACGUGGACGUGGACGUGGACGUGGACGUGGACGUGGACGUGGACGUGGACUUGGACGUAGACGUGGACGUGGACGUGGACAUGGACGUGGACGUGGACGUGGACGUGGACAUGGUCGUGGAGGUGGACGUGGACGUGGACGUGGACGUGGACGUGGACGUGGACGUGGACGACGUGGACGUGGACCUGGACGUGGACGUGGACCUCGACGUGGACGUGGACGUGGACGUGGACGUGGACGUGGUUGUGGACGUGGACGUGGACGAGGACGUGGACGUGGUCGUGGACGUGGACGUGGACGUGGACCUGGACGUGGACGUGGACCUGGACGUGGACGUGGACGUGGACGUGGACGUGGACAUGGACGUGGACAUGAACGUGGACGUGGACAUGGACGUGGACGUGGACGUGGACGUGGUCGUGGACUUGGACAUGGUCGUGGACGUGGUCGUGGACGUGGACAUGGUCGUGGACGUGGACGUGGACGUGGACGUGGACGUGGACAUGGACGUGGACGUGGACGUGGACGUGGACAUGGACCUGGAGGUGGACGUGGACAUGGACAUGGACGUGGACGUGGACGUGGAGGUGGACGUGGACGUGGACGUGAACGUGGACGUGGACGUGGACGUGAACGUGGACGUGGACGUGGACGUGGUCGUGGACGUGGACGUGGACAUGGACGUGAACGUGGACGUGGACAUGGACGUGGACGUGGACGAGAACGUGGACGUGGACGUGGACGUGGACGUGGUCGUGGACGUGGACGUGGUCGUGGACGUGGACGUGGACGUGGACGUGGACUUGGACGUGGACGUGGACGUGGACGUGGACUUGGACGUGGACGUGGACGUGGACGUGGACGUGGACCUGGACGUGGACGUGGACCUGGACGUGGACGUGGACGUGGACGUGGACGUGGACGUGGACCUGGACGUGGACGUGGACGUGGACGUAGACGUGGACGUGGACCUGGACGUGGACGUGGACGUGGACGUGGUCGUGGAGGUGGACGUGGACGUGGACGUGGACGUGGACGUGGACGUGGACGUGGACGUGGACCUGGACGUGGACGUGGACCUGGACGUGGACCUGGACGUGGACGUGGCCCUGGACGUGGACUUGGACGUGGACGUGGACUUGGACGUGGACGUGGACGUGGACGUGGACCUGGACGUGGACGUGGACGUGGACGUGGACAUGGUCGUGGAGGUGGUCGUGGACGUGGACCUGGACGUGGACGUGGACGUGGACGUGGACCUGGACGUGGACGUGGACGUGGACGUGGACGUGGUCGUGGAGGUGGACGUGGACGUGGACGUGGACGUGGACCUGGACGUGGACCUGGACGUGGACGUGGACGUGGACUUGGACGUAGACGUGGACGUGGACGUGGACAUGGACGUGGACGUGGACGUGGACGUGGACGUGGACAUGGUCGACGUGGACGUGGACCUGGACGUGGACGUGGACCUGGACGUGGACGUGGACGUGGACGUGGACGUGGACGUGGUUGUGGACGUGGACGUGGACGAGGACGUGGACGUGGUCGUGGACGUGGACGUGGACGUGGACCUGGAGCUGGACGUGGACGUGGACGUGGACGUGGACUUGGACGUUGACGUGGACGUGGACGUGGACGUGGGCGUGAACGUGGAAGUGGACGUGGACGUGGACGUGGGCGUGAACGUGGAAGUGGACGUGGACAUGGUCGUGGACGUGGACCUGGUCGUGAACGUGGACGUGGACGUGGACGUGGACAUGGUCGUGGACGUGGACGUGGAGGUGGACAUGGUCGUGGACGUGGAGAUGGACGUGGACUUGGACGUGGACUUGGACGUGGACGUGGACGUGGACCUGGUCGUGGACGUGGACGUGGACCUGGUCGUGGACGAGGACGUGGACGUGGACGUGGACGUGGACGUGGACGUGGUCGUGGACGAAGACGUGGACGUGGACGUGGUCGUGGACGAAGACGUGGACCUGGACGAAGACGUGGACGUGGACGUGGACGUGGACGUGGACGUGGACGUGGACGUGGUCGUGGACGUGGACGUGGACGUGGACGUGGACGUGGAUAUGAACGUGGACGUGGACGUGGACGUGGACGUGGACGUGGACGUAGACGUGGACAUGGUCGUGGACGUGGACGUGGACGUGGACGUGGACGUGGACAUGGACGUGGACGUGGACAUGGUCGUGGACGUGGACGUGGACGUGGACGUGGACGUGGACGUGGACAUGGACGUGGACAUGGACGUGGACGUGGACGUGGACGUGGUCGUGGACGUGGACGUGGACGUGGUCGUGGACGUGGUCGUGGACGUGGACGUGGACGUGGACGUGGACGUGGACGUGGACGUGGACGUGGACAUGGACAUGGACGUGGACAUGGACGUGGACGUGGACGUGGACGUGGACGUGGACGUGGUCGUGGACGUGGACGUGCACGUGGACAUGGACGUGGACGUGGACGUGGACGUGGACGUGGAGGUGGACGUGGACGUGGACAUAGACGUGGUCGUGGACGUGGACGUGGACGUGGUCGUGGACGUGGACGUGGACGUGGACAUGGACGUGGACGUGGACGUGGUCGUGGUCGUGGACGUGGACGUGGACGUGGACGUGGACGUGGACGUGGACAUGGACGUGGACGUGGACAUGGACGUACACGUGGACAUGGACGUACACGUGGACGUGGACGUGGAGAUGGACGUGGACGUGGACGUGGACGUGGAGAUGGACGUGGACGUGGUCGUGGACGUGGACGUGGACGUGGACGUGGACGUGGAGGUGGACGUGGACGUGGACAUAGACGUGGUCGUGGACGUGGACGUGGAUGUGGACGUGGUCGUGGACGUGGACGUGGACGCGUGGACGUGGAUACGUGGUCGUGGACGUGGACGUGGAUGUGGACGUGGUCGUGGACGUGGACGUGGACGCGUGGACGUGGAUGUGGACGUGGACGUGGACGUGGACAUAGACGUGGACGUGGACGCGUGGACGUGGUCAUGGACGUGGACGUGGACGUGGACAUGGACGUUGACGUGGACGUGGACGUGGACGUGGACGUGGAUCGUGGACGUGGACGUGGACGUGGACGUGAACGUGGACGUGGACGUGGACGUGGACGUGGACGUGGACGUGAACGUGGACGUGGACGUGGACGUGGACGUGGACGUGGACGUGGACGUGGACGUGGUCGUGGACGUGGACGUGGUCGUGGACGUGGACGUGGACGUGGACAUGGACGUGGACGUGGACGUGGACGUGGACGUGGACGUGGUCGUGGACGUGGACGUGGACGUGGACGUGGACAUGGACGUGGACGUGGACGUGGACGUGGACGUGGACGUGGACGUGGACGUGGACGUGGACUUGGACGUGGACGUGGACGUGGACGUGGACGUGGACGUGGUCGUGGUCGUGGACGUGGACUUGGACGUAGACGUGGACGUGGACGUGGACGUGGACGUGGUCGUGGUCGUGGACGUGGACGUGAACGUGGACGUGGACGUGGACGUGGACGUGGGCGUGGACGUGGACGUGGACGUGGACGUGGUCGUGGACUUGGACGUGGACGUGGUCGUGGGCGUGGACGUGGACGUGGACGUGGUCGUGGACGUGGACGUGGACGUGGACGUGGACGUGGACGUACACGUGGACGUGGACGUGGACGUGGACGUACACGUGGACGUGAACGUGGACAUGGACGUACACGUGGACGUGGACGUGGACGUGGACGAGGACGUGGACGUGGACGUGGACGUGGAGGACGUGGACGUGGACCUGGACGUGGAGGACGUGGACGUGGACCGGGACGUGGAGGACGUGGACGUGGACAUGGACGUGGACUUGGACGUGGACGUGGACAUGGACGUGGACGUGGACGUGGACGUGGACGUGGACGUGGACUUGGACGUGGACGUGGACGUGGACGUGGAAUUGGACGUGGACGUGGACGUGGACGUGGACGUGGACGUGGAGGUGGACGUAGACGUGGACAUGGAGGUGGACAUGGUCGUGGAGGUGGAGGUGGACGUGGACGUGGACAUGGUCGUGGACGUGGACGUGGACGUGGACGUGGACGUGGACGUGGUCCUGGACGUGGACGUGGACGUGGACGUGGACUUGGACGUUGACGUGGACGUGGACGUGGACGUGGGCGUGAACGUGGAAGUGGACGUGGACGUGGACGUGGGCGUGAACGUGGAAGUGGACGUGGACAUGGUCGUGGACGUGGACCUGGUCGUGAACGUGGACGUGGACGUGGACGUGGACAUGGUCGUGGACGUGGACGUGGAGGUGGACAUGGUCGUGGACGUGGAGAUGGACGUGGACUUGGACGUGGACUUGGACGUGGACGUGGACGUGGACGUGGACGUGGACCUGGUCGUGGACGAGGACGUGGACGUGGACGUGGACGUGGACGUGGACGUGGUCGUGGACGAAGACGUGGACGUGGACGUGGUCGUGGACGAAGACGUGGACCUGGACGAAGACGUGGACCUGGACGUGGACGUGGACGUGGACGUGGACGUGGACGUGGUCGUGGACGUGGACGUGGACGUGGACGUGGAUAUGAACGUGGACGUGGACGUGGAUGUGGACGUGGACGUGGACGUAGACGUGGACAUGGUCGUGGACGUGGACGUGGACGUGGACGUGGACGUGGACAUGGACGUGGACGUGGACAUGGUCGUGGACGUGGACGUGGACGUGGACGUGGACGUGGACGUGGACAUGGACGUGGACAUGGACGUGGACGUGGACGUGGACGUGGUCGUGGACGUGGACGUGGACGUGGUCGUGGACGUGGUCGUGGACGUGGACGUGGACGUGGACGUGGACGUGGACGUGGACGUGGACGUGGACUUGGACGUGGACGUGGACGUGAACGUGGACGUGGACGUGGACGUGGACGGACGUGGACGCGGACAUGGACGUGGACGCGGACGCGGACGUGGACGCGGACGCGGACGUGCGGACGUGGACGUGGACGUGGUCGUGGACGCGGUCGUGGACGUGGACGUGGACGUGGACGUGGUCGUGGACGUGGACGUGGACGUGGACGUGGACGUGGUCGUGGACGUGGACGUGGACGUGGACGUGGACGUGGUCGUGGACGUGGUCGUGGACGUGGACGUGGACCUGGACGUGGACGUGGACGUGGACGUGGACGUACACGUGGACGUGGACGUGGACCUGGACGUACACGUGGACGUGGACGUGGACGUGGUCGUGGACGUGGUCGUGGACGUGGACGUGGACGUGGACGUGGACAUGGACGUGGACGUGGACGUGGACGUGGACCUGGACGUACACGUGGACGUGGACGUGGACAUGGACGUGGACGUGGUUGUGGACGUGGACGUGGAGGACGUGGACGUGGACGUGGACGUGGAGGACGUGGACGUGGACAUGGACGUGGACGUGGACGUGGACGUGGACGUGGACAUGGACGUGGACGUGGACGUGGACGUGGACGUGGACAUGGACGUGGACGCGUGGACGUGGACGUGGACGUGGACGUAG